This is a messenger RNA of Anthonomus grandis grandis, 2264 nucleotides long. RefSeq names its product cleavage and polyadenylation specificity factor 73 (gene Cpsf73). Gene Ontology annotation, cellular component: mRNA cleavage and polyadenylation specificity factor complex. Bases 149 to 2212 code for a protein of 687 amino acids. The record is from RefSeq and is a predicted model, not a curated record. Gene Ontology annotation, biological process: mRNA 3'-end processing by stem-loop binding and cleavage. Lineage: Eukaryota; Metazoa; Arthropoda; Insecta; Coleoptera; Curculionidae. The transcript has 15 exons. Gene Ontology annotation, molecular function: RNA binding; RNA endonuclease activity; 5'-3' exonuclease activity.
GAAAAAGUGAGGUUAAGCCCGAAGGUUUAAUUCAAGAGAAAACAAACAGGGAAACUAAUUACUAAAGGGAAUCCCGGAGAAACUGGAUAAAAUAGCAAAUUAAAUGUACAUUUUUCCUUCAGUGGUUCAACUAUAAAUUUCUUGAAAUAUGUCUUAUAAAAGAAAAGCGGACUCUCAAGUUCCGGCUGAAGAAAGCGAUCAACUUACAAUAAGGCCUCUUGGUGCAGGACAGGAAGUGGGCCGCUCUUGUAUCAUGAUUAAGUUUAAGGGAAAAAAAAUUAUGCUUGAUUGCGGGAUUCAUCCAGGUCUUAAUGGUAUGGACGCCCUUCCAUUUGUGGAUUUAAUUGAAGCCGAUGAAAUAGAUUUAUUGCUUAUUUCACAUUUCCAUUUAGACCACUCAGGAGCUCUACCAUGGUUUUUAUUAAAAACCAGCUUUAAGGGCAGAUGUUUCAUGACCCAUGCAACCAAAGCAAUUUACAGGUGGCUCCUUUCUGAUUAUAUUAAAGUAAGCAAUAUUGCCACAGAACAAAUGCUUUAUACGGAGGCUGAUUUGGAAGCAAGCAUGGACAAAAUCGAAACCAUAAAUUUCCAUGAAGAAAAAGACAUUUUUGGUAUUAAAUUUUGGGCAUAUAAUGCAGGCCAUGUUUUAGGAGCUGCAAUGUUUAUGAUUGAAAUUGCUGGGGUUAAAAUUCUCUAUACCGGAGAUUUUUCACGCCAAGAGGACAGGCAUUUGAUGGCAGCUGAGAUUCCUACUGUUAGGCCAGAUGUAUUAAUUACUGAAUCUACUUAUGGCACCCAUAUCCAUGAAAACCGAGAAGAUAGAGAGAAUAGAUUUACCACUUUGGUACAUGACAUUGUAAACAGAGGAGGCCGAUGCCUUAUACCAGUAUUUGCCUUGGGUAGAGCUCAAGAAUUGUUGCUAAUUUUAGAUGAAUAUUGGAGCCAGCAUCCAGAGUUGCAUGAUAUUCCUAUUUACUAUGCCUCAUCUUUGGCCAAGAAAUGCAUGGCAGUCUACCAGACUUACAUUAAUGCAAUGAACGACAAAAUCAAGCGGCAAAUAGCUAUAAAUAAUCCAUUCGUUUUUAAGCAUAUUUCCAAUUUGAAGGGAAUUGACCACUUUGAAGAUAUCGGACCUUGUGUCAUCAUGGCUUCUCCUGGUAUGAUGCAGAGCGGUUUGUCCAGGGAAUUGUUUGAAUCGUGGUGUACUGACUCUAAAAAUGGGGUAAUAAUUGCAGGUUAUUGUGUGGAGGGAACCUUAGCCAAAACGAUACUUUCGGAGCCAGAAGAAAUAGUUACUAUGUCCGGUCAAAAACUACCCUUAAAAAUGUCCGUUGAUUAUAUUUCCUUCUCUGCUCAUACAGAUUAUCAACAGACCAGUGAGUUCAUAAAGAUUUUGAAACCGCCUCAUGUGGUCCUGGUACAUGGGGAGCAAAACGAAAUGUCGCGUCUUAAGGCCGCCCUACAAAGAGAAUUCGAAGAAGACCCGAACAUGUCUAUCCAGCUUCAUAACCCCCGGAACACACAUACAGUCGAGUUGUAUUUUAGGGGAGAAAAAACUGCUAAAGUCAUGGGCUCUUUGGCUGUGGAGGAGCCAAAACCUGGAAAAGUGAUAGAAGGUGUCUUGGUUAAGAGGAACUUUAAUUAUCACAUCUUGAGUGCCGAUGAUUUGUCCAAAUAUACGGAUCUCAGUUUGAGUGAAAUAACCCAGAGACAGAGCAUCUCUUAUUCAGGAAAUCCUGGAGUUCUGAGACAUUUAUUAGCUCAAGUAUGCGGUCUUAUGGAGACGCUAGACGGGGACAAAAAGUUGAAAGCAUUUGGUGCUAUAGAAAUCACUAUUGAACCGAAAAUGGUUAUUUUGGAGUGGUUGGCUAAUCCUAUCAAUGAUAUGUACGCAGAUGCCAUAGUGGCAGCCAUAUUGCAAGCGGACCUUCUUGACACUCCCGCCAAAAAUAUGACCGCCAGUGUAAAAGUUGACAGGAUGCAUUUUAAGGAAUGUUUAAUUGAAAUGCUUCAAGACAUGUUUGGCGAGGAUUCCGUUCCAAAAAUAUUUAAAGGCGAAAAGUUGUACGUCACAGUGAACGAUAAGAGGGCAGAUAUUGAUUUGUCAAAUUUGGAUGUAAAAUGCCCUAGCGAUGAAACAUUUCAACAAAUUGUUCAAACGGCUGUCUCGAAAUUGUACCAGAGCUUAGCGCCUCCGCAGAUAGAAACCUAAAAUUUUUUAAUUGUAACGUUAAGAUGAAAAAAUUAAAUGAGAUGACUUUUUU